AUGACAUCAGCCACGUCGUCGCGGAGCAGCGUGAUCGGCGCCUCGACGCUCCUCACCAUCGUCAUUCUGGCGCUGGCGUGGUUCGUCGGAUUCGCCUCGCGUCUCUUCGCCAUCGUCCGCUUCGAGUCGAUCAUUCACGAGUUCGAUCCGUGGUUCAACUACCGCGCCACUCAUCACAUGGUCCAGCACGGCUUCUACAAGUUUCUCAACUGGUUCGACGAGCGCGCCUGGUAUCCGCUGGGCCGCAUUGUGGGCGGAACCGUUUAUCCGGGUCUUAUGGUCACUUCCGGCCUGAUCCACUGGAUUCUGGACUCGCUGAACUUCCACGUUCACAUCCGCGAAGUCUGCGUCUUUCUCGCGCCCACCUUCUCCGGCCUCACCGCAAUCGCCACGUAUCUGCUGACAAAAGAGCUCUGGAGCCCCGGCGCCGGCCUUUUCGCCGCCUGUUUCAUCGCCAUCUCGCCCGGAUACACGUCGAGAUCGGUCGCCGGAUCCUAUGACAACGAGGGAAUCGCCAUUUUCGCCCUCCAAUUCACCUACUUCUUGUGGGUCAAAUCUCUCAAGACCGGAUCGAUUAUGUGGGCGUCGUUGUGUGCUCUUUCCUACUUUUACAUGGUCUCCGCGUGGGGAGGAUACGUCUUCAUCAUCAAUUUGAUCCCGCUUCACGCGUUGGUUCUUAUCAUCAUGGGUAAGUAGGGGAAAAAUUGCAUGAGCCUUGAAUCUGCUAAUUUUCAGCAUUAAAUUUACAGCAAAAAUUCAAUUUCAGGCCGCUACUCGUCGCGCCUGUUCGUCUCGUACACCUCGUUCUACUGUCUCGCGACGAUUCUCUCGAUGCAGGUGCCGUUCGUCGGAUUCCAGCCGGUCCGCACUUCGGAGCACAUGCCCGCGUUCGGCGUCUUCGGCCUCCUCCAGAUCGUCGCCGCAAUGCACUACGCGCGCAAUCGCAUCACCCGCCAACAGUUUAUGACCCUUUUCGUCGGCGGACUCACCGCCAUCGGAGGCCUGGCCGUCGUCGUCUACUUUGCCCUUGUUUGGGGCGGAUACGUGGCGCCGUUCUCGGGACGGUUCUACUCGCUCUGGGACACUGGAUACGCCAAGAUCCACAUUCCGAUCAUCGCGUCGGUGUCGGAGCACCAGCCGACCACGUGGGUCUCGUUCUUCUUCGAUCUCCACAUCACCGCCGCCGUUUUCCCCGUCGGACUGUGGUAUUGCAUCAAGAAAGUCAACGAUGAACGUGUUUUCAGUGCGUCUUUGCUUUGGAAAUCCCUUUUAAAUCGCGUUUUUUUCCAGUUAUUCUGUACGCCGUCUCUGCUGUCUACUUUGCCGGAGUGAUGGUCCGUCUGAUGCUCACACUCACGCCCGCCGUCUGCGUUCUCGCCGGCAUCGGAUUCUCGUACACGUUUGAGAAGUACCUGAAAGACGACGAGCAGGUGAAAGAACGAUCGGGAUCCACGUCGGCGUCGACGAGCGGAAAAGAGGAGAAGCUGUACGAUAAGGCGGCGAAGAACGCGAAAUCGAAGGUAGAGAUGGAUGUCAGUGUUUGUCCUUGUUUGUUCUUGUUUCUCUGUGUUUUGUCAUGUUUUUAGUGUGAUAAUCGGUAGAAAUCCACACAAAUUUCAAUUAUUCAGGGUUCUGGCGAAGGAGAAGAGUCUGGAAUCUCUUCGAACGUCCGUACAAUCAUCUCGAUCAUCCUGCUCAUCUUCCUGCUCAUGUUCGUCGUCCACGCCACCUACGUCACCUCGAACGCCUACUCGCACCCGUCAGUCGUGCUCCAAUCGUCGACACAAAACGGAGAUCGCAUAAUUAUGGACGAUUUCCGCGAGGCGUAUCACUGGCUCCGAGAGAACACGGCCGACGACGCGCGUGUCAUGUCCUGGUGGGAUUACGGUUACCAGAUUGCCGGAAUGGCCAACCGAACCACGCUGGUCGACAAUAACACGUGGAACAACUCGCACAUCGCUUUGGUCGGAAAGGCAAUGUCUUCGAACGAGUCGGCCGCCUACGAGAUUAUGACCGAACUCGACGUCGACUACAUUUUGGUCAUUUUCGGCGGAGUCAUCGGCUACUCGGGCGACGACAUCAACAAGUUCCUGUGGAUGGUCCGAAUUGCGCAGGGAGAGCAUCCAAAGGACAUUCGCGAGGAGAACUACUUCACGGCGAGCGGAGAGUACUCGACAGGCGCGGGCGCGUCGGAGACGAUGCUCAACUGCCUCAUGUACAAAAUGAGCUACUAUCGGUUCGGAGAGACGCGCGUCGGAUACAAUCAGGCGGGCGGAUUCGAUCGGACUCGCGGCUACGUGAUUGGGAAGAAGGACAUCACGUUGGAGUACAUUGAGGAGGCGUACACCACCGAAAACUGGCUCGUCCGCAUUUACAAGCGGAAGAAGUUGCCGAAUCGGCCGACGAUCAAAAGCGGAGAGACGACGAUUCCGAUUAAGGGCAAAAAGGCGACGCAGGUAGGGGAAAUUCGGAGGCUAUUGUGCGAACUACCGGAACCUGUUAAAAUAGUGAAAAUCAAGUGGAGAAUAUAAGAAUUGACUCUAGAAAUUUGAAACAAUUUAAUACAAACGUAUGUUUUAUUUUCAGGGCAAGAACAAAAAGGGAGUGAUCCGACCGGCGACGACCACCACUACGACCGCAAAAGCAGCCUAA
Molecule: messenger RNA, 2652 nt
Organism: Caenorhabditis sp. 36 PRJEB53466
Lineage: Eukaryota; Metazoa; Nematoda; Chromadorea; Rhabditida; Rhabditidae
Source: the annotation of a GenBank genome assembly